GAAACGGUUCCGGGUCGCCGUCGGGAGCCAACAUGGAGCCCGCCGGGCUGGCGGGGCCUCGCUGAGCGAGAGCCGGGCCGCAGCGGGGUCGUGCCGCCACCAUGUCGUUGGGCGAGUACGAGCGGCACUGCGACUCCAUCAGCUCCGACUUCGGCAGCGAGUCCUCGGGCAGGGGCGGCUCCCGCGGCGGCGGCGGCGUUCCCGGCGAGCAGGAGGAGCUGCACUACAUCCCCAUCCGCACCCUGGGCCGCGGCGCCUUCGGCGAGGCCACCCUCUACCGCCGCACCGAGGAUGACUCGCUUGUAGUGUGGAAGGAGGUGGACCUGACCCGGCUGUCAGAAAAAGAGCGUCGUGAUGCUUUGAACGAAAUUGUUAUCCUUGCGCUGCUGCAGCAUGAGAACAUCAUUGCGUACUACAAUCACUUCAUGGAUAACACCACGCUGCUGAUUGAGCUGGAGUACUGUAAUGGAGGGAACCUCUACGAUAAGAUUCUGCGACAGAAAGACAAGUUAUUUGAAGAAGAGAUGGUGGUUUGGUAUCUCUUCCAAAUUGCAUCAGCUGUGAGCUGCAUUCAUCGAGCAGGAAUUCUUCACAGAGAUAUCAAGACAUUAAAUAUCUUUCUAACCAAGGCAAACCUGAUUAAAUUGGGAGACUAUGGAUUGGCAAAGAAGCUGAAUUCCGAGUACUCUAUGGCUGAGACUCUGGUGGGAACUCCAUAUUACAUGUCUCCAGAGCUCUGCCAAGGUGUGAAGUACAACUUCAAGUCAGAUAUUUGGGCUGUAGGCUGUGUCAUCUUUGAGCUGCUUACUCUGAAGAGGACAUUUGAUGCUACUAAUCCCUUGAACCUUUGUGUGAAGAUUGUACAGGGAAAUCGUGCCAUGGAGGUUGAUUCCACUGUUUACUCCUGGGAGCUGAUCCAGAUGGUGAAUUCCUGCCUUGAUCAGGAUCCAGAGAAGAGACCCACUGCAGAUGAAUUGCUGGAACAUCCCCUUCUCAGCAAACGCAGGAGGGAGAUGGAAGAGAAAGUCACACUGCUUAAUGGGCCAAAUAAACGACCGAGGUCAAGUACCAUGAAUGAGGCUCCCAUUGCAGUGGUGACUUCGCGCACUAGUGAUGUGUAUGUGUGGGGGGGUGGGAAGUCCACCCCCCAGAAGCUGGAUGCCAUCAAAAGUGGUUGCAGUGCACGCCAGGUGUGUGCUGGUAACACUCACUUUGCUGUGGUCACAGUGGAGAAGGAGCUCUACACCUGGGUGAAUAUGCAGGGGGGCACCAAGUUGCACGGGCAGCUGGGACAUGGCGACAGGGCCUCCUACCGACAGCCGAAGCAUGUUGAGAAGCUUCAGGGAAAAGCCAUUCGCCAGGUGUCCUGUGGAGAUGACUUCACAGUGUGUAUCACAGAUGAGGGCCAGGUUUAUGCCUUUGGCUCGGACUAUUACGGAUGCGUUGGCGUUGACAAGACUUAUGGGUCUGAAGUGCUUGAGCCCCUGCAGCUGGAUUUCUUUCUUACCAAUCCUGUGGAGCAGGUCUCAUGUGGAGAUAACCACGUGGCAGUGUUGACCAGGAACAGAGACGUUUACACAUGGGGCUGUGGAGAGUAUGGACGCUUGGGCUUGGAUUCAGAAGAAGAUCACUACACCCCUCAGAAGGUGGAUGUUCCAAAGACCUUAAACAUUGUGUCUGUUCACUGUGGCUGUGAUGGGACUUUCCUGCUCACCCAGACAGGCAAAGUGUUGGCAUGUGGACUCAACGAAUUCAACAAGCUGGGACUGAAUCAGUGUACAUCAGGGAUUAUCAACCAUGACACAUACUGUGAGGUCCCAUACGCCACUUCCCUUACCUUGGCCAAGCAGCUGUCCUUCUACAAGAUCCGCACCAUUUCUCCAGGGAAGACACACACAGCUUCCAUUGAUGAGCGAGGCCGCCUGCUGACCUUCGGCUCCAACAAGUGCGGACAGCUUGGUGUUGGGGACUAUAAGAAGCGCCUGGGAAUUAACCUGCUUGUAGGCCCCUUGGGGGGUAAGCAGGUGAUCAGGGUUUCAUGUGGAGAUGAAUUCACCAUAGCUGCUACUGACGACAACCAUAUCUUUGCCUGGGGUAACGGCGGGAAUGGGCGUCUGGCAAUGACAUCAACUGAGAGAGCUCAUGGCUCAGAUAUUUGUACCUCAUGGCCUCGGCCAAUAUUUGGAUCAUUGCAUCACGUUUCAGACCUGUCGUGCCGUGGCUGGCACACCAUCAUUAUUGUUGAAAAGGUGUUGAACUCUAAAACAAUCCGGUCCAACAGCAGUGGCCUGUCUAUUGGUACUGUGGCUCAGAGCUGUGCAACUGGAGGAGGAGAGGAAGAAGAUAAUGAACAGGAAGCAGAGACCCCCAAUCCCAGUGGAGGCUUUCGGGGAACCAUGGAAGCAGAUCGUGAGCUGGGGGGCUGGAUCAGCACCACAGAAGCUAAGGGAGGCAACAGUGCAGACAGCAGCUCUUGCCCUGGCUGGCUGCAGAAGGAGCUGGAGAACGCAGAGUUCAUCCCCAUGCCUGACAGCCCCUUUCCUCUGAGCAUGGCAUCUUCAGAGCCUGAGAAGGAGACUCUCCCUUACCAGAAACUUCAAGGACUCAAAGUGACCUCUGAGGAUCCUGUUGGAUUAGACAAGCCCAUAAUGGAGCCGUGGCCUCCUUGCCUGAGCCCAGCCUCGCCGUGCGGGGAAGGGCCGGCCGCGUCUCCUGCUGCGGGCUGCACGUGCAGCGCUCUGCGGGCAGAGGUGACACACCUCCGGGGCCUGGUCCUACAGUGUCUGGAUGAUCAGAAGAAGCUGCAGCAGGAAACAGUUCGUCUGAGCGCCCGACUCCAGCAGUUCUGCCAGGGGAAGGAGGCGAUGCAGCAGGUGGAAGUUCAUUCCAAAGGGACACAGACAGCCAAAGAAGAGAUGGAAGUGGAUCCGAAACCUGACUUGGAUUCAGAUUCCUGGUGCCUCCUGGGAACGGACUCGUGCCGCUCCAGCCUCUAGUCUCCUGAGCCCACUGGGAUCCGUCUUAACUUCACAGCACACUAACCGAACGCAGAGAGCGGCUUUCCUGGCUUCGGGUCACUCGCAGACAAG
Messenger RNA from Colius striatus (speckled mousebird), 3089 nucleotides. RefSeq names its product NIMA related kinase 9 (gene NEK9). The transcript has 22 exons. The record is from RefSeq and is a predicted model, not a curated record. NCBI's taxonomy places the organism in Eukaryota, Metazoa, Chordata, Aves, Coliiformes, Coliidae. Gene Ontology annotation, cellular component: centrosome. The coding region runs from base 102 to 2996 and encodes 964 amino acids. Gene Ontology annotation, biological process: protein phosphorylation. Gene Ontology annotation, molecular function: ATP binding; protein kinase activity; protein kinase binding.